Molecule: messenger RNA, 2199 nt
Organism: Mya arenaria
Lineage: Eukaryota; Metazoa; Mollusca; Bivalvia; Myida; Myidae
Exons: 2
Coding region: 541-1473 (310 amino acids)
Source: RefSeq, a predicted model, not a curated record
AGUUUGUUUGAAAUUGAAUUAAAUAACGAUUGUUGAAUCUAUCUGUGCGUCUAUCUGGUAUCAAUCGUAAUGAUUAAGCUACAAUUAGUCACGCCGAUGAGUGCAAGUGGCGGAUAAAUGAUUUUUUCUUCAUAGAUGAUAGUUGACUAAUUUGAGAUUUUUUAAAAUUUAUUUUUAAAGUUAGAAAAAUAAAUAAAUAUCAAAUGUGGAUUAAUGAUAAAAAUGAAUAUCAAGAGACAGAAAUGUGUUAUUAACGAAUAUUAUUGAAUAUCAGUAACUUACGAUAAUUUAUACGAAGAAUAAAUGGAGUAUCUGAGAAAAAGAUCUUUAAGCGAAAUCAAUGUGGAAUAUGUUUAAUCAAAAUGUAAAAAGGAUUUAAAAAUACGAUGAAACUAUUUUAAAUGUAAUAAUAGGAGGAUUUGUACAGACCAUGUCUUCUUCAGUGUACACAUAGACAACAAUUUCUUUCACUGAGAAACGCGGAGCAUAAAAACAUAUUAAAACAACUGUUCGCAGUUAUCAAGUAGACGACAUUCAGCAAUGCCUGUAAGUGUAGCCUUUUUCCGGAGGGAACAGACGGACUGGUCGCCGAGGCAGCGCCGCAUGGCGGACAUACGCGUCCCAGAGAGUACCUUUUACAUGGAUGAGAUGCAGCAGUGUCAGGAGAUGUAUGAUCGUCUGCAUCUUGACACAGACGAAGAAGAGUCGGAGCAGAUUAUCCCACCAUUUCCGCUUCUUCGCGGCCACACAAUGAUUAACCAAUCACGACCGCUAACAUAUUCACUGCGCACAGCUAAUAAGAGCUCGCGACCUUUUUCGAUCCGGUCCGCGCCUUCGUUUAUGUUUAAGGACGAUUCGUCAUUAACAGAUAAUUUCAAAACAUUUGCUAAUGAGCAGACUCAAGAAACUCGAACACACACUGCAAAAAGUGCAAACACAGAUUGUGACCCUGAUGGGGAAGGCCACCCUAGGGAGAGAGGCCGAAUGGAUUCAGAUCAGUUACGUGAACAUCUACAACGACAUGGGUUUGGUCUACCAAGAAUUAUUCACAAAAAUCAAGUUUACCGAAGCGCAUCACAGACUCUUCCAAGAAAUUAUAAAAACCGACCUUUACCUAAAAAUCCAUCCAAACGCGAGAAAAUCAAAGGACGGGCACGCCUUGACCAGGAGAUGGCUAAUCUUAGAGCGCUAGCAUUCUGUGAACAACAGACGCAAACUAAAGCAUUUCGGACAGCCUCGGCUAACAUGCGUAAUAGAGACGUGCAGUUCAUGGAGGAAGAGCUCAAGGAACAUCUAGCACGUGAGGGAAAUGACGUCAUACUUGAUGACGAUGAAGAUGACAACUCAAGUAUUGUGCACAUGCCUAUGGAACGGGAAGAGCUUUUUGUAAGGAUCAAUACGUGGGUGACAGAGGUUGAGAGUUCGUGCAGGGUGUAUAACAGUCACCAUGACGCAGUGCAGGAAGUUAGAUAAUACAAAACCACGAUUCUCUCGUUUAUCAUUUACUGUGCCUAAGAUCAUAACAGGUCACAUGUGUGCUUCUUUAUCACUUACUGUGCCUCAGAUAAUAACAGGCCAUAUUGGUCAUUGUUUAUCACUUACUGCGCCUAAGUUCAUUACAGGCCAUGCGUAUUCUUGUUUAUCACUUACUACCGUACACUCCUAUGGUAGUUACAGUCCAUGUGUUUCAUUGCUAAUCAAGUUCUGGGUGUAUAUGCCAAAGAUAAUAGAAAAAAAAUCAUUCUUCCCUGAAAGGUCAUAACAGGCUAUGUGUGUUCGUGUUUAUCACCAAGUGCCGUAUGCGCCCAAGAUAAAAACAGGCCAUGUGUUUAUCACUUACUGUCGUAGUCGCAUAAGAUCAUAACAGGACAUAUGUUUCCUUUUUCAUCGCCUACUGCCGUUUACGCAUACGAUAUUAACAGGCCAUGUGUAACGUUGUUUAUCUCCUACUCCCGUAUGCGCCUAAGAUCAUAACAGGCCACGUAUAUCCUUGUUUAUCACUUACUUUCGUAUGCGCUUAAGAUAAUAACAAGUAAUAUGAAUCCCUUUUCAUUACCUACUGUCGUAUGCCCCUAAGAUCAUUACAGGCCAUGUGUUACUUUGUUUAUCACAUGCUGCCGUUUACGCAUAAGAUAUUAACUGGCCAUGUGCUAUUUUGUUUAUCACCUAUAGCCGUUUACGCAUACGAUAUUAACAGGC